Molecule: messenger RNA, 873 nt
Organism: Lathyrus sativus (Indian pea)
Lineage: Eukaryota; Viridiplantae; Streptophyta; Magnoliopsida; Fabales; Fabaceae
Source: the annotation of a GenBank genome assembly
AUGGACUCAUCUCAUUCCCAGUGGAUCCAACCCUUGGUUGCGGUCUCCGUCGGUUCCUUCAUCGCAUUCAGAGCUCACAGAAAAAAAUCCCUCAGCACUUCUGGAGCUCUCGCGGGUUUCUUCGUUAUGUCGCUUCACAUUUUUAUAGGAUUCAGGUUUGCGGCGAUGCUACUUGCUUUCUUUUUCACUUCUUCUACACUCACAAAGAAGGGACAAGAUAAAAAGCGGUUAAUCGAUCCUGAAUUCAAAAUAGGUGGACAAAGAAACUGGAUACAAGUUCUGUCAAAUAGUGGUAUUGCCUCUGUUCUGGUUGUAGCUUUAUGGGUUUUAACUGACGGGAAGGAUUAUUGCUUGAACGCUAAAGAGUCGCCUCUGAUUACCGCUCUUAUUGGUGGCGUUAUUGGCCAUUAUUGCUGCUGCAAUGGAGAUACCUGGUCUUCAGAGAUUGGAGUUCUCAGUGAUGACCGACCUCGUCUCAUCACAACCUUCAAGCCUGUGAGGAAGGGUACAAAUGGUGGUGUGACAAAAGCAGGACUUCUAGCUGCUGCAGCCGGUGGAAGUGUCAUUGGACUAUCGUAUGUUCUUUUAGAAUUUUCGACAAUCAGGUGCGGGUCUGAUAGAGUUCUCAAGCAACUACUGGUAAUACCCAUCGCCACCACGGCAGGACUAGGUGGGAGUAUCAUCGACUCUCUAUUGGGUGCAACGUUACAAUUUAGUGGAUUCUGCUCUAUUCGCCAGAAGGUUGUUGGGAAGCCAGGACCAACGGUUAAAAAGAUUUCAGGUCUGAGCAUUCUUGACAACAACGCAGUGAACUUUGUGUCAAUAUUGUUAACCACGGUUUUUACUUCAAUAGCUUGUUUGUACAUAUUCUAG